Entrophospora sp. SA101 is the source of this 495-nucleotide messenger RNA. Lineage: Eukaryota; Fungi; Glomeromycota; Glomeromycetes; Entrophosporales; Entrophosporaceae. The record is from the annotation of a GenBank genome assembly.
AUGUCUCAAUUAUCAAGUAAAUAUAGUAAUCUUCCUGACAUUGAGACCCAACCAGACGUUUAUGAAUCUCCAGAUACACCUGAAGAAAGUGAUGCUGUAGACAAUGGGGCUGUUGAUAAGUUUAAGGGCAGUAUCAUCAAUGCUUCUGAAACUGAUUUCCCUGAUACUCAAGAACUUGAUGAAGAAUUGGAAAAGAUAAGUUUGCAAAAAGAUCUUAGUCGACUAUCUCAAAAUAUAAGUGAACCAGAUUCUAUAGACAAAAAGGAAGGAACAAUAAUAAAACAAGCCGAAAUGAAUGAAAAAUUAAUGGUUAUGAAUGAGUUAUAUUAUAUACCUGAAACUGCAAAAAUUCACAUUUUAGCCAAGACAGUUGAACUUGAUGGAUGUAUUUCUGCUUUAGAAAAACUUGUUGGAUCUAUUUCCAGGAAAGCUAAUAAAGCUAAUGCUUUGGCUGGUGAAUGGAGAAAUUAUAAUCUUUCAUUGAUUAAUUAUUAA